UGCAUUGUAUAGAUGAGUUCGUCAAGUGGCUGUGAAUCGCCGGGGUCCGGUGCUGGGAAAACUGCAAAUUCCCAAUUAUUUAUAGUCCGAGAAAUCGAAAAACGACCUGAAUUACUAUCAAAAUCUCAGUUACCAAAUGAAAAAGCAAAAAAAGAAAAAUCCUUACUGGAGGUGGUGGAAUUGUAUGAAGUCCACUUAGGGCUUCGCAUCAGCCAACAACAGUUGAAGAAAAAAAUUAACAAUAUGAAAUCGCGGCUCAAGAAAAAGACCGACAAACAGAAGACCGGAAACAAACGCAUUACUUUGCAUGAGUGGGAGAAGAUCUUGUAUAAGAUACUUGAAGGAGAUGAUAAUCCAACAAUCAACAAAAUUCCGGAACCUGCUGUAGCAGGUAUGGCGAAAAGGGCACAAGAAUGUGAGCCCAAACACAGAGAGGAAAAGAAUUGUGAAAAGAGUAGACGUUCUCCCGAGCCCAAGAAGUCAAAACUUUACAACUACGAGACUGAGGAAACACACAGUUUAACCACAACGGAACUACAAAGACUUGUGUUGUUGGAGCAACUAAAAACCGCAAGGAUGCAAAGAGAGUAUAUUUUGAAGAAAAUGGAACGACUGGAAUAAACUGACAGUGAUAAUAUGUGUAUUAUACCAAAUAAACGAUAUUUAACAAUGCA
This is a messenger RNA of Zophobas morio, 674 nucleotides long. RefSeq lists its product as uncharacterized. Lineage: Eukaryota; Metazoa; Arthropoda; Insecta; Coleoptera; Tenebrionidae. The transcript is spliced from 2 exons. The record is from RefSeq and is a predicted model, not a curated record. Bases 13 to 621 code for a protein of 202 amino acids.